AGUAGUGUAGUAUGGCCUACUCGGAUCGCCAUGGGAUGGAAAUGGUAGCACUCACUAGCGCGGAAUGAUACGACUAUGGCGCGCAGUUUUUUCCAUGCGAGAUCGCAGUGUGCCGGAACUGUCAAAGUGUGGAAAUCGUAAACAAAGUAUCGCGACGUUUGUUUUGUGGCGUUGUACCUGGUUGUUUGGAUUUUUUGCGCCCCGAUUCAACAAGUUUGUAUAGCCAAACCCACCGAAUCACCAUGGAGCUGAUCAUCGUCCGAGGCAAAACCUAAACCAUCCCCUCACCCCUCGCGAUGGGCACGGACAGCGCCGAAAAAUCCAAACACAACCCCGACGCGGACAAUCUCAAGUCCCUCCUCAAGAAACCUCCCGGCAAAAGGGAGGCCAAAAGGCAGAGCAACAGGGUGGUCUUCAACGAGACCAAAAACGAAUUCUUCGACGCCGACUACAUCAUCCUCAUCCGGGAAGAAUGCGACUUCGAGGAGGACGACGAAGACGGCGUCUGCACGUGCUACCAGCACGAGAUGGUGAGGCUCACGUGCUGCGAACCGGACUGCGACUGCUCGGCCUACGAGGACCAGCAGGAGAGGCACCCGCAGAGUCCCAAAUUCGCGCCCCCCAUCGAGUUCGUCGACGCGGUCACUCUAAGCCCCCCCGAGGGGUACAAGGACAUGGAGAUGGUCGAGCAGGAGAUGGCGGCCAUCAAGAAAAUGGCUGCCAGGAGGGGCGGCAGCGGAGGCGGCCAGUCGCAGCAGCAGAGGACUGCGGUGUGCAGGGAGUGCAGUGCCAAUCAGGAAUUUGAAACUGACAAAGGUGAUAAUUCUCAACCAAAUAGUGAUAUUAAUAAGCCAAAGAUAGAUUUAGGAGAGACAAAAGAUGACGAAAAAGAAGAAGAAGAGAAGGAAAAAAUUGACCAAAGUCAACAAACUACUCCAACAUCUCCGAAUAACUCAGACGGUCAAAACUACCUGUUGGAUUCGUCGUCGUUGGAGGAUGACAAACCCUCCGAAGAAAAUUCGCCUUUACCCUCCCAUGGAUCGCCAGUGGCGGGUAUUUUGAAGGGAGGCAAGCUGUGGAGGCAACAGAGUUUGGAAAACAAUGCGCUAAAAGUGAACGAACAAAUCACAAAAGUGGAUUCGAUAUCGGACGACGAAUCCUCAACCCCCAGGACGGUUCGCUUCAUCGAAGAAGAGAAAAAAGACAGCUGCAAGUCCUCCCCGGAAACAGAACGACAAGUCGAGGGCAAGGAAUGCUCCAAGGAAGAGGACGUCGGCAAACCACCAGGUCCUGAAGCCACCGAAAUGACCCUAACCUUCAAACUGGGCAACCACGUGUUGAUCUCCAACAACAGCCUCAAGCCCAACUCGGCCGUCAGGCAGCUGUUUCCCUGCACCAAGCCUUUGGCCCAAGAAGACCACCAACAGUACCUGGUAACAGCCGAGUCCCUUCGAGCCUUCGAAGAGGCCAAACGGUCCAAGCUGCCCCAGAUCAUCCAGAGCGCAGGCACCACUGAUUCUAUAAAGCGCGUGAUAGAAAGGAACACGCUGCGCAGGUCGCUGCUAAGGUAUGAACCGAAGAGCAAGAAGCACGUCCAAAAAACGGACAACUCGCUGGUGGAGCGCAUAAAGCAGUUGACGUGUGACAUAGACGAGAUCAGCGUCGAGGCAGAGGAGAGGGUCAGUCCCACCGGCCAGGAGGGAAACAACACUCUCGAUGUUAGUCAGGAUACCAACAAAACGAAAGACCGCAACUUUUCUCCAUCCAGCUCUUCCACAGCCAGCUCGAAUUCGUCCUCGAUGUCUUCCACCUACAGAAAAAUUACAGACCUGUUUGGCAAACGCGAGAUUCCUCCAGAUGCUGCCACACAAGCUGUCUCCUACGAACCCAAAGGCGUUCAAACUCUUCCAGACAUUGGGGGACCAUACACGGAACCGCAAGACAAACCCCCCGCCAAACCCACCCCCAUCGCCGAGAGCAGGAAACAGUUCCUGGCGCCCCUCACGGCCUGCGUCGGCCACCCCCCUCCCCGAGACGACCACUUCUACCGCCCGAGCCACCGCCUGGGGGCCACCCCCUCCCAUGGCCCGGGGGGCGGCGAGUACACCCUGGACGACAUCGAGGAGGCGUUGGCGGACGAGGAGGGGCAGAAGACCGCCCCCGACGUGUUGGCGGGCACUCCGGCCUCGGAGUCCGGGGACGAGCUGCUGGUGUUCGUGCAGCAGGACGCCAACAGGAUAGAGAGGAUCAAGAAGAAGUACGAGCCCGACCCGAAAAAGGACGACGACGACGAACACGACGACUACGGCUUCAACCGGCGGCCGAGCGUUCGCGGAAUUAAACCCCGUUUCGGCUCCACCUCGGAGAUCCUGCAGCAGAUCCAAAACCAGAUCCGAACUCCUGCUCCCCCGCCCCACAACACCAACGCCGCCUGGCCCUACUACUCCGAGACGGGCCCCAAUCGCGACGAAGAGUGCAACAGGCUGCAACAGGUUGCGCCGUACCAGUACGCGCAAGAGGAUGGGAAGGCGAGAGGAUACGUGCCACAGUACAGCUAUGGGCCUGGGACUGUUCAGGACAACCAAUACCAGAACUGCGGCAACCAGACUUGCUACCAGGAAGUCUACAAAACGCAUUCUGCUGUCAUAGGAGUCGAGAUAGACUGUCAAACUUUGCCGAAGAACAGGAACGGUCGACCACUAUCGCCGCCGCCUCAAGAGAUGUCGAGAAAUUACCACCAAACCAUGGUUUACAUCCCCUACAACCACAUAGAGGGGUACCAACCGGUCAUAACGGCGAACGCUUACCAAACCAACGACUACUAUCGCUACAGCCAGAAUCAGGUCAACAAGAAGUACAUAGAGCCCGUUUACCAGCAAAAGAUGCAGGCCGAAGACCCCUAUUGCAAUUCCAAUGUCCCUACGCACAAACUAUUGAGCAAAAGUCAUUAUUCGAACAACUACCAGCCCCUUCUGGUACCUGCCAGCAGAAGUGAGAGCCCUUCGAUGGGAAACUAUGCUAUGGCGAGGGGUACUCAAACACCUGCGGGUUGUGUGACCAGCUGCAAUUAUUAUCAAAAUCCGACAUCCAUGACUUUGCGGUACCGAGACUCGUUGUUGCGUCCCCAGUACAAGCAACCGGACUACGUCAACAAGGUGAACAGGCACAGUUUUCCCUCCGUGAGGCCGCGCUACUAUUCUCCAGACAGCUCUGAGCACUAUUACGUCGACGAGCCCGAAUCCCAGCACAACGGUACCACCAUGAACGGGUACUACAAUUAUUAUGCGGCGAAUAAGGAGUCGCCUGUUCAUAGUCCAACGAAAACGAGCAGGUACAUAGAAAGAGGGGUGCCAGAAGGAGCAGCGAGCGUAUCUCCGCAGGAUUCCAUGAGCACGGCUAGCACUAACACUUCCCCCACUCUGGGCCACUCCGCCAAACCCAUGUUUUACGCCAUGAACGUCUGAAUGGAGAGACUGAGGAUGCACAGAAAAAAAUCGAAACGUCGUAUGUACAUACUUACGCAGAAAAAUGUUGCUUUAGAUGA
Messenger RNA from Phaedon cochleariae (mustard beetle), 3544 nucleotides. The record is from the annotation of a GenBank genome assembly. NCBI's taxonomy places the organism in Eukaryota, Metazoa, Arthropoda, Insecta, Coleoptera, Chrysomelidae.